AUGGACCACUUUCCAGUUGGUCCAAGGGUGUCCGAUGUGCCGACGUCAUCAGCGUCGUCAGUGGCGCAACCUGUUAGCGCCAGGCGUCGUCAUCGCCCACCCAGCACCUCUGACACCAUAUCGACAGACGCUUCUGCUGGGUCGGGGUCACAACCCGCGAAGAAGAACACUCGGGGACCGUGUCGGCAGUUGAAGACGGCGAAGGUCACCCGGGUGACCAACAGUCGUAUCAACAUUGAAUACGACGAGCGGCAUCGGGCAGCCUCGACGGCGGAAUUGCAUAGCUCUUUGGCCCACGACAUUGGUCAUGUCGUUCGGACCCAUUGCCCUAUGCAAUGGAAGUCUUGGAAGGUCAUACCUGACGAGGUCAAGAUGGAGGUGCGCGAACAUUUGUCGGCAUUUGAUGAUCCGCAAGUCGCUCUUGAAGAGGGUUGCCCGACGGAGCUUGAGGGUCGGGAGGAUAGUUGGGCGUGGCUCUGCGCUCAUUUUCUGGCACCCGAAUAUGUGAAUAAGGCCACAGUAAAUAAGGGCAAUAGGAAGAAGAAGACUCUUCUCCACCAUUCAGGUUCCAGGCCCUUCUCAUAUAGGAUGGACGCACGACGACGGGCGGGGUCCAAAUUCCCGGAGAUCGACGUCUUUGGCGACGUUUAUGUUCGACCUGGGAAUGAGUUGGCCGAGUCCAUUCAUACGACGAUGGUGGAGAGGAGCCAGUUGGUUCUUCAGGAGUCUGCCUCCCAACUUCCUCCCGAUACUCCGCUCGAGUCUGUGCAUCCUCCACAGGAUGCGGGGUUUCAAAUCUUGACGGAGACGUUGGAUCAGACUCUCGGGAGGAGGCCGGGGACAUAUUGUCGAGGGAUGGGGAAUGCCCGGCGGCGGGAACCUAUACCCCGUUCAUCGUCGCAGUCAAACGAGGUGAUUGCUUUGACAGCGACGGUGGCCGAGCUUAAGGGUCAGAUGUCUAUGAUUCUAGAGUCCCUUGCUCGGUCAGGCAUUCCAAUCCCGCAGUUUGGUUCCUCCUCGACCUCCCAGCCCCCCCCAACCUGGCUACCAGACAUCUACCCCUGCCAACAAUGCCCAGACGUCCGAGCCGCAUCUCGCAGACGACCACGUUGA
Prunus armeniaca (apricot) is the source of this 1113-nucleotide messenger RNA. The record is from the annotation of a GenBank genome assembly. Lineage: Eukaryota; Viridiplantae; Streptophyta; Magnoliopsida; Rosales; Rosaceae.